Messenger RNA from Ostreobium quekettii, 187 nucleotides. The record is from the annotation of a GenBank genome assembly. Lineage: Eukaryota; Viridiplantae; Chlorophyta; Ulvophyceae; Bryopsidales; Ostreobiaceae.
GGACGGAGAUCGUUUGUUCUACAAGGGAUUCACCUUCACGCAGAUGCUCGUGGACAUCUACCCCCGGCUGGACAGCAUCUUGAGAGACGAGGUCCAGCUGCAUGACAUCAUCAUUCGCAAUUCAGGCGUCACCUCCAGGAUGCUCGGAGGCUCGACGAGGAUCAGCGUGUUCGCCACGGAGUCGUAG